Cucurbita moschata (crookneck pumpkin) is the source of this 1805-nucleotide messenger RNA. RefSeq lists its product as uncharacterized. Lineage: Eukaryota; Viridiplantae; Streptophyta; Magnoliopsida; Cucurbitales; Cucurbitaceae. The record is from RefSeq and is a predicted model, not a curated record. The transcript is spliced from 3 exons. The coding region runs from base 125 to 1618 and encodes 497 amino acids.
AAUGAAGAAACUGAACACCCAGAACUAGAAGUAAUCUCCGAUUGAGGAAACUCCUUCACUUCCCACUCUGCAAGCUACGAUCGUCUUCACUCCGGAGCCUUCAGCUUCUGCAUUGGGAUACACCAUGUCCUGGCUGGCCAGAUCCAUUGCAAAUUCAUUGAAGCUCGAAGAUGAUGAUGAAGAAGACGAAGAGAAUGCCGGUGGCAACCUUAAAUCACCGCUCAAAUCCGAUUCCGUGUCUAACCAGUACCAUCAGACAGAUUCUCCUUCGCCGUCGUCGUCGUCAUCUUCAACUCCCACUGCCAGAGGCGUCAAAGAGGAUUUGUCCGAGCUGAAAAAUACCCUAACCCGCCAAUUCUGGGGUGUCGCCUCUUUCCUCGCCCCUCCGCCUGAACAUUCUGCGUCUGACUCUCACAUCUCUCAUCCAAAUCCUAACGAACCGAUUGAUACGUCAACAGCCGACAAUCCAUCUGACCCUAGAUUGUCUGAAGAAGAUCUAAUUGCCGGAAUUCGCAGUGAUUUCGCGGAAUUCAGCGGGAAGUUUAAGACCGGGAUCUCGAAGCUGUCGAACACCAAGACCGUAUCGGAGAUCACCAAGAUUGCUUCCAAUUUCCUUCAGUUUGGAUCGGAGGAUUCUUUGGAGAAUUAUGAUGUGGGAAGUGCGGUUGGUGUAACAGAGGAGGUCCUGAUAUUUGUGAGGAAUAUCGUCCUGCAUCCUGAGACCUGGUUGGACUUUCCUCUUCCUUAUGAUGACGAUUCUGACGAUCUUGAGUUGUCUGAUGCCCAGCAAGAACAUGCUCUAGCUGUUGAGCAUCUUGUUCCAAGAUUGGCUGCUUUGAGGAUUGAGCUUUGUCCUCACUACAUGAGUGAAGAUUGCUUUUGGAAGAUCUACUUUGUGCUCUUGCAUCCUAGACUUAGCAAGCAUGAUGCUGAAAUUCUGUCAACACCCCAAAUACUAGAAGCCAGAGCACAACUUCAUGAAUUACAACAACGAUCCAAGGGCCAGAUGGAGCCCCAGAUAUCUAGAAAUAUCUCUACUAGCUCAAAAGAAUCUUCUGAUUCAUCCAAUGAGGAGCUUCGCUCUGUUCCACCUAGAGAUCAAUCUGAAUCACUGAAAUCCCAUGACAGUGCAGCUCCUUCCUCUAUGGUUACUGUUGUAGAGACCGAUAAGCAUCCAAUUAAGAACGUGGAAAUUCAAGUUGUAGAUAAGCCUGUCAUUGAGGAAAUACCCUUGCAAACCGGUGUUGAACAUUCCCACUCUGGUGCUUCCCAAGUUUUUGAUGAGAUAUACGUGGAUGAUGGAGAUGAUUGGUUGAAAGAGGAAACUCUUGAGAUUGAUGGUGAUGGUGGAACUAACAUUCCUGCUGGGAAUGACGAGGAUGUAUCAUUUAGUGAUCUUGAGGACGAUGACCAGGAGGUGACGGCAUAUCAUAAGAAGGGUACAUCAGGCUCCGACUCUUCAACUAAAGAUUCCCGAGAUUGGGUUCAGCUUAGCCGGACUUCUGAUUCAGACAAGGACACCAACACCAUAGAGACUAAGCAUGUCGGAUCGGGGCAGGUAGUCACCCGCAAGGAAUCAAGUGACUGGCUUAAUGUCGAUGACAUUGAUUCGAUGUGACAACUCCGUAAAACUCUUCAAUCUGCUUAUUUUCAUAGAAUUUUAUCCCUUCAACAAUGUAUAUCAUGUGUUUUCUCGAUAUGAACCAUGCAUUUGGAAACUUUGUUAUAAGAUCACUGUAUAUAGAAAAAACUUGUAAACUCAAAUUCAUUUACAUGCAAAUAAUGGAUGGCUUUGUCGUAAUUUC